AUGGAAGAGAGUAAGGGAAGCUUUAAAGGACAGAGAAAUUCAACCGGACACCUGAACAUCACAAAUAUCAGACGCGAUCAAUCUGGAGAAUAUGAAGUGAACAUCAACGGCAGAAGUUUGAUGUUACGCAGGACAUUCCGCAUUAAUGUCACUGAUGAAAUGCAGACAGAGUCUGUGAUGGAGGGAGAAUUUGUCAUUCUGCACACUAAUACUGAAAAACAGGCAGAUGAUGUGAUUAAGUGGAAGUUUGAAGACACUCUCAUAGCUCAAUUCAACAGAACCGCCAAUAACUUCUCAUAUGAUGAUCCUAAUGGGAGAUUCAGAGAAAGACUGACGCUGGAUAGGGGUGGAUCACUCACCAUUAGAAAGCUCAACACUGAAGACUCCGGUCAUUAUGGCGUAAACAUCACUAGCAGCAAACACAUCAUUCACAAGAGAUUCAAUGUCACUGUCACUGUACCCAGUCUGAGGUCACAACUGGAGACCAAUGGUUCAGGAUUAUUGGUAGUUGGAUUCUUUCUGGGGAUAAUAGUGACGGUUGUGAUAAUUGGAGUUUCAUUCAUGGUUUACAAGCGCUGCAGUAGGGGAUUGAAUAAAAACAAAAAGAAUGAGGCCAGUGAACAUUUAAACCAGCAAUCCUCCAACACCAAUAGUAUAUAGACAUUGAAAAUACUAUAGUAUAUAAUAAAUAAAGUGUUGACUUCAAACAAAUGAAAAAAAAUCAACUGUUGAGCUGUGAAACAAGAUGUGACUUCAUUUGCUCUGCUGUAAAUAGACAAACGUGCUCUUAUUUUGAAAUGUGAUAUAACGUUUGCUUUUUGCACUGUAGGCCUAUGCAGGGCUGCAAUGAUACUCAUGUUGUGAAUACCAAACAAUAUGCAGGGCUGGGAAGGUUACUUUUAAAAUGUAUUUCACUACAGAUUACAAAAUACAUGCUUUAAAAGUAAUUUGUAACAUAUUUCGUUAGAUUACACAAAUUUUGUAACUUAAUCUAAAUACUUUAGGAUACUUUGGAAUACUGAUAAGGUACGUAACACAAAGGAAUCACCAAACAGAGGACUUGGUUUUCCAUUUUAUUUUAAACAACAUUAGUUUUACACAAUAUAUCUUAAAACAAAAAAGCACACAAUCUUAGAAAAAGGAAAAGGAAAAGCUGAUGCUCAAAAAGGCAGCACAAUGUAUUAAGAGCUGGGGUGUGUAAACCUUUUUGAAUUGGAGGCUAAAUGUUCUUAUUUUGUCUUCUGGGAAACAUGUGGUUAUACAUGCUUAAUGUAUAGGAAAUGUAAAGGAAAGAACUAAAUGAAAAAAAUAUUAUCUAUAAACAAAUAAAAAAUCUUUACACAUCAUCCUGUUUAAACAUUUUCACCCCUUUCUCUGAAUGCUGCAUUGUGUUUCAUGGAAACUUGUUUCCAUCACUAAAUAAAAAAUUAAAAUUUCGUUUUUCUUCAGAAUUGCGAGAUUUAAACUCACAGUUGCAAGUUAUGAAAUCAGAAUGGCAUGAAAAACUCACAAUUGCGAGAUCUCGCAAUUUUGACAGUUGUAUAGUAAGUUUAUUUCAUGCAAUUCUGACUUUAUAACAAUUCAUUUAUAACAGUUUUUUUCUCAAGCUCGCAAUUCUGAGAAAAAAGUCAGUGUUUUUUCUCUCAUUGGACUGACAGGUGCAAUUGUGAGUGUAUAUCUCUCACAAUUCUAAGAAAAUAAAUCAGAUUUGUGAGUUAUAAACUCGCAAUUGUGAGAAAAGGUCAGAACUGUGAGAUAAAAGAACUCUGAGAUAAAAAGUCGCAAUUACCUAAACUAAUUACUUAAACAAGGGACUGCAAAACAUGAAACCAGUCAUUGAUCAUUCAGGUAACCACAGACAUUAAAGAUUCAAGGGUAUGUCAAUUUUCUUAUUUUGUUAAAAUUAUUCCAAGUUUGCAUAUUCUGCGAGUGGCAUGAAAAUGAGCAGAACUGUAGUUUGGGAUGCUUUUGCAGAAUGUCAGAGAAUCACAGAUUGCUGUUUAUAUUAAUUGCCCAUUACAGUUAAUAUAAAGUUUAAAUGAAAUAAAUGCCAUUGAAAUUCCAAGUAAUCACUUUGGUAAUCUAAAAUACAGUUACUCAAAUUUUGUCUUUUAAAUAGGUAAGUAAGUUACAUGUUACAUUUCGUUACUCCCCAGCCCUGACAAUAUGUUUACAUUAAAGUGCUUGCUUUUCAAUUCCAAACAUAUUUUUCAAGUAUAAAUCUUGUUUUAAAGCGUUAAAUCUCAGGUUUAAAUACUGGGCGCAGCGAUUAAAAAAGUGCUUAUGUUCAGAUGCUGUCAUCACAGCCUUACACCUGUAUGUUGGAGAGGACUCAUUUUAAACAUGGUCAGUAAAAUAAAAACAAAACAUGAAUUCAAGAAAUUGGUGCUUUAAUUUAAUGUAUGUGUUACACCAGUGGUUCUCAAACUGGGGGCCCCCAAGAUGGAUCUAGGGGGGUCACAGAUUUUGUGGCAUUUUAUGAAAUAUAGAAAUUUAUCAUAGAUUUUAUGCAAUCAAACAUCAGAAAAAUGACACCACCAACCAAAAUAAUUGAGGUUCCAGCAUUGUAUAACUGAAUGUUUUUGGUUUAAUUAAAAUUCUAAGUUUAAGAUUAUACGUCUUUAUAUGGGGGGCCGCAAAGCGAUGCACUUAACACAAAGGGGGCCUUACAACGAAAAAGUUUGAGAACCACUGUGUUACACAAUGUAAAUUCAAUGUAACAUUUAUAGUGGAUUAUUUGUUUUUUGAGAUUUUCCCCCAAAUGUGAAAUGUUUCAGCUCAUCUUUAAUCUGUGAACAAUCAGAGUUCGACAUCUGCAUGUAUGUGUACUUUUCUCUCUCUCUCUCUCUCUCUCUCUCUCUCUCUCUCUCUCUCUCUCUCUCUCUCUCUCUCUCUCUCUCUCUCUCUCUCUCUCUCUCUCUCUCUCUCUCUCUCUCUCU
Triplophysa rosa is the source of this 2939-nucleotide messenger RNA. RefSeq lists its product as uncharacterized. The transcript is spliced from 5 exons. NCBI's taxonomy places the organism in Eukaryota, Metazoa, Chordata, Actinopteri, Cypriniformes, Nemacheilidae. The coding region runs from base 1 to 660 and encodes 219 amino acids. The record is from RefSeq and is a predicted model, not a curated record.